Messenger RNA from Chaetomium globosum CBS 148.51, 1362 nucleotides. RefSeq lists its product as uncharacterized. The coding region runs from base 1 to 1362 and encodes 453 amino acids. The transcript has 3 exons. Lineage: Eukaryota; Fungi; Ascomycota; Sordariomycetes; Sordariales; Chaetomiaceae. The record is from RefSeq and is a predicted model, not a curated record.
AUGGCUACAAACCACACAUCGUACAUGGCCGCAGAGAGCCUUGCACAGGCUCGCGGUCUAUCAUCGUCCAUAUCAUCACUAUCCGCGUCAAAUACUUCGGGACGCAAUAACGCGGCUUCUCAUAUCUCGAAGACCUACCGGCAAGCGUCGACGCUGUUCCUCACGCGUCGCUUGCCCGAGGCUCUCUCGACUGUCCUCCCCCUAGUGUCACCUCCCCAGUCCGAUGACCCGAACAACGAAUCAACCGAACCGGCUCCCGUUAUUCGGGCGUCUCGGUCCUCACGGGUCAAGGUCUGGAGCUUGUACUUGACCGUUCUGAAUGCGAUUGCCGAGCUCGACCCGGAAGACGGAAAGGAUGCGUUUGGCGGGCAGGACUGGCGGGCUCUCUGCUACAAGGUCCGGUCGGGAGAUAUUUGGGAGGAGGUAAUUCGCAAUGGAUACCAUGGUGUCGAAGCGGAUGUGGAUGCUGAAGUGGUUAUCAACCUAGCAACUCUUCUCCUCGCCCACUCCAAAACUCAGAACCUCAACCAGAAACGCCUCGAGAAUUACCUCGCCGCCGCGCGCACCCCCUCCCUCGACAUCUCAGCCGACCGCUUUUCCGAGUCACCAGCACGCCGGCACGAAUCACCCUCCCCUUCCCCCGCCGCCUCGCGAAAGACGCGGCGCCCAGCCCCCAGCGGCGCGGACACACCACGCGAUCUCAACGCACGGGUGAAAAUCCUCGAGCUGUACACGCUGCACGUGCUGCCGCGCAACGACCAGUGGGAGUACGCGCACGAGUUCAUCAGCGUCAGCCCCGUCCUCGACGACGAGCGGCGCGAGGCCUUCCUGCAGGCGCUCGAUACGCUGCGCGAGGAGCAGGCCGAGGCGGGCCGCCGCGAGGAGGAGGAGCGCGCCGCCCGCGAGGAGGCCAUCCGCCGCGACAUCGAGGAGGCCAGGCGCCUGCGCGCCGAGAAUGAGGCGCGCGAGAAGAAGCGGCUGGAGGAGGAGCGCCUGAAGAGGGAUGCCGAGGCCCGUGAGAGGGAGAGGGAAAAGGAGCGCGAAAAGGAGCGGCUGGAGACUGCUAAAGCGAAGGCUAAGGCCAAGGCGACGGUGGAUGAUUUCGGCGUGGAGAGCAACGCGUCUUCGUCGUCGUCGACGCCUGCUGCCCCCGCGUCGCCGGCGCUGAAGAAGGGUGGGUCAUCUGGGAGCCAGGCGUCGGGCUCGGGGGGUAUGGCGAGAUCAAGAGGGCCGUUGCCGAGGAGGGGGGCGGGUAAUGCUGGUGGUGGCGGUGGCAGUAACGCUGUUGCUGCCCCGACGCUCAUGUCGAGGGCGUCGAUGGUUUGGUCUGCUCAUGCUGCUCAGCCGGAAGAAGAUCCGUGA